This is a messenger RNA of Symbiodinium sp. CCMP2592, 178 nucleotides long. The record is from the annotation of a GenBank genome assembly. NCBI's taxonomy places the organism in Eukaryota, Dinophyceae, Suessiales, Symbiodiniaceae.
GUUUGGGGAUCCUGCCCAUGGCCUACAACGUCUUCGGACCUGACCAGAGCUGGAUCCAGACGCCUCACGCACAAUCUGCGGCGGCCAGGCUCGGGAUCACUCCUGCGACCUUGGCCUUGAAGUGGCUGGAGCACCGAGGAUUUUUAGCGCUGGUCCCAGAACUCCAGGAUCUUUUGAA